AUGCAUCCAGAGAACGAACUCAAUGUGUACUCCGGAGAGGAUUCUCUCAAGAAGUACUACGAUCCCGACUAUCAGCCCCCGCUUCCGUUGGUCGAGAUACCGGCAUGUCUCAAUCCCUUCAGAAAAGAUGGCGUACGCAUCUACGCGAAGAUGAUGACCAUGCUUCCGGCGAACAACGUCAAAGCACUGCCUGCCAUGAACCUCCUCGAGAAGAGUGUCGAAAAGGACAAGACGAAGACAGUGAUCGAGUACAGCUCGGGCUCGACCGUCAUAUCCAUGUCCCUGGUCGGAAGGGUUUUCCACGGCAUCGAUGACACCAGGGCAUACCUGAGCAACAAGACGAGCGAUGCGAAGCUCAAGCUCAUGCAAUUCUUCGGCCUGAACAUCACACUGUUUGGCGGUCCCUCGCAGCCAGAGCCGCUCGACGAGAGAGGAGGGAUACAAGCCGCCAGACGCAAGGCAGAGCAAGAUGAGAGCGUGGUGAACCCGAACCAGUACGAGAACGACGCAAACUGGCAAGCACACUACAAAUGGACCGGUCCUCAAAUACUCAGGCAGUUGCCCCAGAUCAGCGUCCUCUGCGCGGGAAUGGGCACGUCGGGCACAAUGACGGGCAUGGGCACUUACUUCAAAGACGCAAAGCCGUCCGUAGUCAGAGUGGGCGUCUGCACCGCAGCCGGAGACAGAGUGCCCGGCCCUCGCUCGUACGCGCUGAUGUCGCCCGUGACAUUCCCGUGGCGCAACGCCAUCGACACCAUGGAGGAAGUCGGCUCCACCGACUCCUACACCCUCUCCCUGGCUCUUUCCCGGGAAGGCCUAGUCUGCGGCCCGUCAUCCGGGUUCAACCUGCAAGGCCUCUACCAAUUCCUCGCCAAACGCCGCGCCGCCAACACGCUCUCCUCCCUCGCCGACCCCUCCACCGGCCUCAUCACCUGCGUCUUCCUCUGCUGCGACCUCCCCUACCAGUACAUCAACGAGUACUUCGCCGCCCUGCCCCCCACCCGCUUCCACCCCAUCGCCAACCGCAACCUCGCCGCCGUCGACCGCCACCGCUACGACGAGGCGUGGGAGCUCGACGACGGCGCCGCCAUCGCCGCCGCGCUGCGGCAGUGCUGCGGGGAUGCCGUCGAUGACGAUGAGAAGAGUACGGUCGUGCUCGACCUCCGCCAGCCCGCUGACUUCGCUGCUUGGCACCUCCCCGCCGCCGUCAAUGCGUCACUGCCGUCCGUCACCGCGGGUGCGCCUAGCCCGUUCGCUGACGCGGCGACGCUGGAGGCGCAGUGGCGCGAGUUGGACGCUUGCUUUGUCGAGAAGCAAGUCGAGCACGGCGGCGCUGGGUGCGUGUUGGUGCAGCGGGCGGGGGCGGAUAGGGGCAGUGUGGAGUUAAGGAAGGGCCGGCGGGUGCUGGUUGUGUGCUACAACGGUGACACGGCGCGGGUGGCGACGAGCGUGUUGAGGGCGCGGGGGGUGGAGGCGGAGAGCGUGAAGGGGGGUGUGGGGAAGGUGAAGGAGUGGUGGGGGGAGAGAGAGGCAGCGACGGCGGCAGCGGCAGCGGCGGCGGUGCAGCGGAGGGCGGCGCGUGAGAGGGAAAUGCAAAAGACGACGUCGGCGUGUUUCGAGAAGGAGCAGGCGGCGGCGGUCGAGGUGCUGACGACGGCUUGA
Messenger RNA from Diplodia corticola, 1662 nucleotides. Its product is annotated as cysteine synthase b. The record is from RefSeq and is a predicted model, not a curated record. The coding region runs from base 1 to 1662 and encodes 553 amino acids. Lineage: Eukaryota; Fungi; Ascomycota; Dothideomycetes; Botryosphaeriales; Botryosphaeriaceae. Gene Ontology annotation, cellular component: cytoplasm. Gene Ontology annotation, molecular function: cysteine synthase activity; cystathionine beta-synthase activity. The transcript is spliced from 6 exons.